Molecule: messenger RNA, 1238 nt
Organism: Gigantopelta aegis
Lineage: Eukaryota; Metazoa; Mollusca; Gastropoda; Neomphalida; Peltospiridae
Product: calcitonin receptor-like
Exons: 10
Coding region: 1-1074 (357 amino acids)
Biological process (GO): cell surface receptor signaling pathway; adenylate cyclase-modulating G protein-coupled receptor signaling pathway
Cellular component (GO): plasma membrane
Molecular function (GO): calcitonin receptor activity
Source: RefSeq, a predicted model, not a curated record
AUGAAGACAAGAGGAGACGCGUUUUCAGGACAGUUUACCACACCCCCAUGUCCAGACCACGGUACGGCCCUGCGUUUAAUGGGAGCUGGUACAGGAAGUCGUCUGUACUGCAACGCGACGUUCGACGGGUGGCUGUGUUUUGACUACACCCCGGCUGGAUCAAACGUCUACCAACCAUGCCCUGUAAAUAUGCAUCCCGGGUUUCUUGAUGACGCCUUUGCCGUCAAGCAGUGCAUGCCGGAUGGACGUUGGUACAGACACCCGUACACACAGAAAAUAUGGACGGACUAUCGGCCCUGCUCAAGUCUUGGCAACAAGUACAGCGUCAUCAUGAUGUACAUUUCCGGCUACUCUCUUUCAAUUGUACUCCUGCUCGUCAGUAUUUGCAUUUUUAACCUAUUUAGACAUCUGAAGUGUAACAGAGUGACUCUGCACCAGCACCUGUUCGUGUCGUACAUCCUCACGGGACUGUUCUGGAUCAUCUACUACACCCAGGUCUCCAUGCAGACAGACGUCGUGCAGAACAAUCCGACGUGGUGCCGCGUCCUGCACGUGGUAACUCAGUACAUAACUCUGUGCAACUAUUGCUGGAUGUUGUGCGAGGGCUUCUACCUGCACACUAUCAUCGUCCUCACAUUCACCAAGGAAAAAAUGCUUCUGUGGAUUUGUUUCAUCUUCGGCUGGGGAUUUCCUCUUAUUCCUACACUGAUUUAUGCCGGUCUUCGAAGUAUGGACGCAAGUGAUAACACCCAAUGUUGGCUUCACAACUCCAACCUUGUCCGUGUCAUUAUGGUGCCAGUGAUUGUUUCGCUUCUGAUAAAUGUUGUAUUCCUCGCCAAUAUUCUGAGAAUUCUCUUUUCAAAACUUCGUGCCUUCAACACUAAUGAGACGCAUCAAAACAGACGAGCUGUGCGCGCCAUUUUGAUUCUGAUUCCACUGCUCGGCAUCCAGUACCUGGCGCUGCUCGUCCGCCCCGACACCAGUCCCCAGGCUCUCUACAUAUUCGACAUGGUGUCCGCGCUGCUGGUUUCUUAUCAGGUCAGUUCUAAAUUCAUUAGCUUAUGUCUUUUAUAAAACUUUCCCACCACCGCCCCACCCCCUCCCCUCCCUAAAAAAAGAAAGAAAAACCCACAAAAAAAAAAUGAAACGAAACAACCCCCAUCCAAUAAACAACUCAGCAACCCCGUCAACCAAAAGAAAAACCCAGAAAAAAGAAGAAGAAAGAAACAACAAAAAAA